GAAAAAAAAUCCGAAUGGCCUUCAGAGUACAAUCACUGCAAAUGGACUGCAGAUUUGAACGCCACGCUUCACGGAGCGCUCAGCUUGAAUUGGCACAUAGACCUAUAAGUUAUUACUAAUGAUGUCUGCGCUGUUAAGUUAUUUUUUACUUGAGGGAAGCAAUUACGACGGUUGUGGGAAAUUCAGCGUUGCUGAGCAGAAUAGGCUGUGUGCAACUUUUUAAAAAAUCCAGUGGAUAUCUCCAGCUCCAUGCUAUUUUCCGAGACAAAGAAGGGGACAACAGUUGUGGAUUAGUGGUCACGAUUUACGACGUAACCCCUUCUGUCAGGAGAUGAAUCACACAGAAGAUUUAUGACGUGAAAAUAGAGCUCAGCGUUUGACUCCCAGACGCUGCGCAGCUUCGUUUUCAGCGUUCUGUGUUCCAACUGUUCGGUACCUGUGGAAGUCCAGGCAGAGAGAGGCAGCUCGCUCUUCACUGAAGACGGAGCCGUGGUUUGUGUUUGCAGUUGUGUGGCCGCCGCGGUUAACACUCAGGUGGAUUUCUUAUAACUGCCGAGAACUCGAGGGGACAAGAUCAGCACCGCGUUUCUGAACAGCUCCCUUUAGCCCUCGGUGUGUUAUUUCCCGUCUGGAUGGGCGCUAUUUGUCUCCGUCUGUGAGUGCUGAUAACUGCUGGCGAGUAUUUCCAAUGGCAUCACACGGUUUUUGGUCUCUUGGAGCUGAAAAUGCGGGUGACAACAGCAACCAAAGCCCCAGCACACCAAGAGCUUGGUGUCAGGCGGCGGCACAAAAAUUUUCAGGAGGCAUCGGAUCAAAAAUAUGUGCUCUGCUUAAUGUUGGAGAGGCCGAGAAACCAGCGGACCCUGCCGUCAAGCAAACCGAGGUUGAGCCAGAGACCUGCAGCUGCAACAAACCUUGCAAUUGUUCCAAAACGAAUGUUGGUUUCUCAGAUCUCUAUUCAACAGAUCUACUUCCCGCUACGAACGGGGACGUUAAGACAUUGAAUUUUCUUCAAGAGGUUGUGGACAUUUUGCUGGCAUAUAUUGUGGAGUCGUUUGACAGGUCAACAAAAGUAAUUGAUUUUCAUUAUCCAAAUGAAUUGCUUCAAUCGAACAACUGGGAACUGUCGGACGAUCCAGAAACACUGGACGACAUUUUACUUACUUGUCGUGCUACUCUGAAAUACGCCAUAAAAACAGCUCAUCCGAGAUACUUCAAUCAGCUUUCCACCGGAUUAGAUAUGGUCGGUUUAGCAGCUGACUGGCUAACGUCAACUGCCAACACAAAUAUGUUCACCUACGAGGUCGCACCGGUUUUUGUGCUGCUGGAGUACGUGACACUGAAAAAAAUGAGGGAGAUCAUUGGUUGGCCGGAAGGUCGAGGGGAUGGAAUAUUCUCACCAGGUGGCGCCAUCUCUAAUAUGUAUGCAAUGCUGCUGGCUCGAUUCAAGAUGUUUCCUGAAGUGAAGGAGAAAGGAAUGUCAUCGGUUCCAAGGCUGGCUGCGUUCACAUCUGAACACAGUCACUUCUCAAUCAAGAAAGGGGCUGCUGCUCUGGGGAUUGGCACCGACAGUGUCAUUUGCAUCAAGGUCGACGAGAGAGGUAAAAUGAUACCAUCGGACCUCGAGAGAAGAAUAGUUGAAGCCAAACAAAAGGGCCAUGUGCCAUUUUUCGUCAGCGCCACCGCCGGCACCACCGUGUACGGAGCCUUCGACCCCCUCAUCGCCAUCGCCGACAUUUGCCAGAAGCACAGCGUGUGGAUGCAUGUGGACGGAGCCUGGGGAGGAAGUCUGCUCAUGUCUCGCAAGCACAGGUGGAAACUUAAUGGAGUCGAAAGAGCCAACUCAGUAACAUGGAACCCCCAUAAGAUGAUGUCUGUGCCCUUGCAGUGCUCAGCCCUCCUGGUCAGAGAAGAGGGCCUGAUGCAGAGCUGCAACCAGAUGCAUGCCUGCUACCUUUUCCAGACGGACAAGCACUAUGACCUCUCCUACGACACCGGGGACAAGGCACUGCAGUGCGGCCGCCACGUUGACAUCUUUAAACUGUGGCUUAUGUGGAGGGCUAAGGGCACUAUUGGGUUCGAGGCUCAAAUUGACAAAUGCUUGGAGCUUUCAGAGUACCUGUACAAUAAGAUCAAGGACAGAGAGGGGUAUGAGAUGGUGUUCAAUGGAAAACCGCAGCACACCAACGUGUGUUUCUGGUACCUUCCGCCUGGCGUUCGCUAUUUGGAGGACAAAGAGGAGCGGCAGAAGCGGCUGCAUAAGGUUGCCCCUGUCAUCAAGGCCAGGAUGAUGGAGUAUGGAACCACCAUGGUGAGCUACCAGCCACAAGGAGACAAGGUCAACUUCUUCCGCAUGGUGAUCUCCAAUCCAGCAGCCACUUUGGAGGACAUUGACUUCCUCAUCGAGGAGAUCGAACGACUCGGACAAGACCUUUAAGGCUACUCGGCCAAAACAUAUCAGACCUUUCCUUUAGACAAAUGAAAUGUUUGUUGUGAAUGUACCAGUAUUUCAUUUUCUUUCCCUCAAAAUGCUACAUAUAAAUAUAUAUAAAUAUAUAAGUUAUAUUAGACCAAUGUAUAUUUCCGUAUAGUAGUGUUGGUGUGAACAACAUUGUCCAAAGCCCUGUUAAAAUGCUUCUGUCUGCCUUUCGUGUCUAGAUUAGAGCAUUAGAUGUGUCUUCAUCCGUACAGUAUUUAAAUAUUAUAUUCUGUAUAGGACCUGAUUUGCUCCAUGUUGGUGCAAUAGAUGAGAAAACCAAACUAGACUUAAUAUUCCUUCUAAUUCUGAUCUAACUCUUAAAGCUGAAACAUCACGCUAGGCAUAUAGUAGGUUUAAGAGGGCGUUUCAACUUACCUCAACUCAAUUCACUGCCUUUACAUAAGCAAUCUCUCUGUAGAGGUUCAGGUUCAAUCUUAAAGCAAUCCCCCGCUGAGCUGGCUGGGCUGUAUUGUAAAGAAAAAUGUCAGCGGACAAGAAGAACCCUGUCAAAUGUAACACUUUAAAAGCAAUCGACUGGUGCCCCAGAUUUUCCUGUUUCCACAGGUUCUGACCCUUUCUGACCGCCAUUUAAGAAACUGUCACUUAUGGCAGGAAACCUCUUGAAAGAAUCAGACAAGCAGGAGUCCUUUGCAGUUUGAAGGUAAUAUUACAACAUUACAUCAUAUUACAACCAGAUUUCACAAAUGUUUGCAAAGCUUUUGGUAAACACUUUGCAAGCAAAAUGUCAGUUGUCGCUCAGACAAAUGCGCCUCCAGUCCUCCAGUUUGUUUUUCUAUCUGCAAGUGGCUCUUUUUUCCUUGUGUGUGUAAAAGUUGCCAUUGUGAUUCUUCGUUCUUUGGAAGCAGCAGCUAAAUCUUGCCGAAAUGAGGCACAUCCCGCCAAUCCGGCCCCCAGGGAUCGAUAAUUGGCCACUGCCUAUCUUCUCAAAGGUACAGGAAGCCUUAUCACAUAGAUACAAUGUCCUGCUGUCAAAUCGCUUGCUGACGCACAUUCAGACCUCCUAAAGAAAGGAGGGGAAAAACUGCCAGUUGAAAAAGAGGUUCUGGCUGUUGCCCCCUUCGUUGAUUCCCUGAACUCUGCGAGGGGGUUCUUGGAGAUUGAACUGCGAAAGAUUUAUCAUGCUUUGGAAGAGGUUUGGCUCUUUGCCCGACAUGCAGCAGAAAGCCAACUUUACUGGCACUAAAACAAAGGGGUGAGAUGAACACCCUCUGUUGCCAUUAUCACAUUUAUAUUUGAUGUCAAGCAGUAUAGCACACUAGGUCAAGCAGUGUGAGCUUCACCAUCGGAAUCCACAAUUAUUGCUUGAAAAUUAUGUUUUAAAAGCACAACUGAUCUUAUAUGGUAAUGGUAUUCUCACUUGGCUUGUACUAGCUUCUGACCACAUAUUGUAAAUAGGAUUUUCAAAAUGUUCCUGACUAAUUACAUAUCCAAGUCAUAUACAUCCAGUGUAUAUACAAGAGAAUACCAGAGACUAUUUGCGAAGUACUGAUAAUUAUUUUUCUCUAUUCUAUAUAAAUACCUAAGUUUUAUUUCCACUGUUAGUAAUGCUUUAGUGCGUGUUAAAUACUUGAAAUGGCAAAAAAUAUAGCAUAUUUUCAAUCGUACAGCGCAAGUUCAGGGAUUGGCUUUACUCUUGGGAACUGAAAAUGUUGGAAGCUUCUGGUGUUUUCAGUUAACUGACAAUUUUUGCUUUGAAAACAGUAUGUGGGGAUAUGUACGACUGUGUGACAGGUUUCAAAUGAAUAUGCAAAGUCAUGUCUAAUCUGAGCCCUGUAUUUUUUGUGUACAAGUGAUGUACUUGAUGGUACUGUAUGCGCCAAACUUUCAUGGGCCAAAAGUGUUUUUUUGUGCAUUUGUAACUGUGUUGCCUUAGUUUCAAUUGCCGGUGUAGUCUAGUUCUCCUCAAACUUGAGGCUGUGCACUUUAGAGUGAGAUGUUUUGCGUACGAUGCCUGAGUAUGUGCAAUGUCCCAUGGUUGUUUCAUAGUUUGUUGUAUAAACUGUGAUUGGUAUAAAAAAGAAGUCCGAAUGUGUCGCCACUUCUGUGUCCAUUGAAGGUCUAAGCCUGGGUUUAAGCUGAAGCCUUGCGUGUUUGUCGUUCAGUUGCUUUUUGUAUUCUGCUGGUGUAAUCGGUAGAUGCGAUAAAUCUGCUUUGUUACCUGUGCGUGCAGUCGCUGUGGCAAAAAAAAAAUCCCUCCUGCUUUCGUUCUCCAAAAGUAGUUGCAUUUGGUUCCGUCUUAAAUUAGUAAGCACACUGUGAGCCGGAUAACUUUGGCACUUCAUUCGCAAAAGAGAGAGAGUGGGGAAACUAACUGACAUAAACAUGACAUCAGCCAUCUUUGUUUUUCUGCUGCUGCUACUAGAUUUGCUUAUUUUGCACUUGCAUGAUUGCCUUGCCUUCCAGUUUAGGAUAUAAUCCCUUUAGCCGCAAUAGUAGUAGCUCUUCUUAGUUUUAGCAAAUUGCGUAGCCAAUAGCAUGAUCGCAUAGGGUGGCAGAGCACCACCAUAGCUUCUUUGUGACUUAUUCCUGUGAUGUUCCACCCAGAUAGCAUGUAUUGGUGUGGCUUCCCUGCCAAUGGCCUGCUCUGCGCUAGCUGACUUCCCCUCUUACUCUUUAGCUCUCUAUGUCUCUCUCUUAUCAGCUUCAGCUUUGAAAGUAGACUGUGUGGGUCUUAGAUGUGCUCUUUAUUUCGGCAACUUUAAAUAUUUUUAUUGAACCUCUUGAGCCUUGCUCUCGUAGCCAUAAAACCCUUUCAAAGCAGACAUUUCAUUGCUGCCUUCAAGCACGUUUUCAGGACGCCAGCCAUUUCCCAGACAUCUGGGGUUUUUUGGGGAGGCAAAAUUACAAACCUUGUUGCACAGAGGCAAUAUCAAUUGUGACAAUUCAAUGUGUGUUGGCUAUCUUGAUGUAACAUGUACGGGAGCUCAUUAGGACCAAAAUAAAGUCAUGUCAGUAAAUGUUGAUGAAAGUUCUUGUUUUCUGAGUCACUGUGUUAAACUUGAAUCAGACUAUGACCUGGUAUUUGUGAGGUGACAUCAAUGACAAGUGUGACAUGCAGGCCCCUACAUGCAGUGGUACUUUGAUAUUCUUGAAACGUGUGUAUUGUAUUGGGGGAAAAAAUUGAAUAAAUAUUCUUGCCAAACA
Molecule: messenger RNA, 5644 nt
Organism: Anguilla anguilla (European eel)
Lineage: Eukaryota; Metazoa; Chordata; Actinopteri; Anguilliformes; Anguillidae
Gene: gad2
Product: glutamate decarboxylase 2
Exons: 17
Coding region: 689-2437 (582 amino acids)
Biological process (GO): GABA shunt
Cellular component (GO): cytoplasm
Molecular function (GO): pyridoxal phosphate binding; glutamate decarboxylase activity
Source: RefSeq, a predicted model, not a curated record